AUGUGGAUUUCGACACUUCCGAUUUGCCAUGGCGGGAGUUUGACGGCUGGAAGGUCCGGUUCUCUUGCAGCGGCGGUCGUCUCUAGCGACAGUCAGGGCCAUGGAUUGAUCUUUGGUUUCCCCUUGUUUCGACCUUCUCUAUUGUUGAGAAUGUCGUUUCCUCCAGAGGCGACGGUGGUGUUGCCUUGGUUCUGGAGUGCGCGCGGGGGGAUGGGGUGCGGUCUGGCCGGGUCAAGUUUGGGUUUGCCAGGAGAGAUUGUGUUCAGCCGUGGGCUGAGCGACUUCUUCUUGGUGGAUCUCGUUAGGAGUUGGUUCGGGUUGUGGAGGGGCUAG
Molecule: messenger RNA, 333 nt
Organism: Striga asiatica
Lineage: Eukaryota; Viridiplantae; Streptophyta; Magnoliopsida; Lamiales; Orobanchaceae
Source: the annotation of a GenBank genome assembly